UGUACGCAUUUGACAUCUCUAGUGCAUGCGCAGUAAGCACGCGACCGGCGCGAAAUAUACACGCGCGGGAAUUUAAAAACGGAACGUUAAAUACGAGCGGUGUUUUGUGUAAAAGAGAAUAAUUUUUAUUUUUAUUUCUUUUUUUUGGACUAUUGUGUUUUUUAAGCUGGGAGCUGAGGGAGUUUUAAAAGAUGGCGAUAACAUGUGACUGCCCGAUGAUGCAGCCGGGCCCGACGCUGGCAUCCACCUGCGGAGGAGGCGCCUUCAUGCUGUUCAUGGGACUGCUCGAAGUGUUCCUCAGGAGUCAGUGCGAUCUUGAAGACCCGUGUGGAAGAGCUCAGUACCGUCGCCAUAUGGACUCGGUGUACGACUUCAUAGUGGUGGGAGGAGGGUCGGCAGGCUCCGUGGUGGCUGCAAGACUGUCUGAGGUGCCGGAGUGGAGAGUACUACUGCUGGAAGCUGGGUUUGACGAGCCGACCGGUGCGCAAGUGCCGUCAAUGUUCCUGAACUUCAUCGGGUCGAGCAUCGACUGGGGCUACCAGACGGAGCCCGAGCCAGCUGCUUGUCUCGGGGAAACUGAUCGCAAAUGCUACUGGCCUCGAGGAAAGGUCCUCGGCGGUACUUCAGUCAUGAACGGCAUGAUGUACAUGCGCGGCUCCCGUAAGGACUACGACAGCUGGGCAGCAGCCGGUAAUGAAGGCUGGUCCUAUGAAGAAGUACUGCCUUACUUCUUGAAGUCAGAAGACAAUAAGCAGAUGAAUGACAUGGACCAGGGGUACCACGCCACUGGAGGACCCCUCACAGUCGCUCAGUUCCCAUACCAUCCACCUCUAAGUUACAGUUUGGUGAAAGCUGGAGAAGAAUUGGGUUACAAACAACGUGAUCUGAACGGCAUCCACCACACUGGCUUCUCAAUCGCUCAAACCACCAACCGCAAUGGCUCUCGGCUGAGUGUAGCCCGCGCCUUCCUGCGGCCAGCCAAAAACCGCCCCAACCUUCACGUCAUGCUGAACGCUACCGUGACCAGGGUUCUCAUCAACCAGACCACUAGGCAGGCGUACGCUGUCGAAGUCAGGAACAGCUUCGGUGGCACUGAAGUUAUUUUUGCUAACAAUGAGAUUGUUUUAAGUGCUGGUGCAGUAGCCUCUCCUCAAAUCCUGCAGAUGAGCGGUGUGGGUGACCCACAAGUACUGUCCCGAGCUGGCGUGAAGCUGGUACACAACCUGCCCGGAGUGGGCCGCAACCUGCACAACCACGUAGCCCACUUCCUGAACUUCCAAGUCAACGACAACAACACCACGCCCCUUAACUGGGCUACCGCUAUGGAGUACCUGCUCUUCAGAGAUGGGCUAAUGUCAGGAACAGGAAUUUCCGAAGUAACUGCCUUCAUCAACACCAAGUACUCCGACCCUGCUGAGGACAAUCCUGACAUCCAGCUGUUCUUCGGUGGUUUUCUGGCUGACUGCGCCAAAACUGGCAUGGUUGGGGAGAGGCUGGACAAUGGCUCCAGGAGUAUUCAGAUCAUACCCACAGUAUUACAUCCUAAGAGCAGGGGACGGUUGGAGAUCAGAUCUGCUGAUCCGUUUGAAUAUCCCAAGAUUUAUGCCAAUUACCUAACUCACCCAGAUGACGUGAAAACUUUAGUGGAAGGUAUCAAAUUCGCCCUCAAAUUAUCUGAAACUAAAGCCCUGAAGAGGUAUGGAGUGAAACUCGACAAGACUCCUGUGAAAGGAUGCGAGAAAUUCAAGUUCGGUUGUGAUGCGUACUGGGAGUGCGCUGUGAGGAUGCAGACGGCGCCUGAGAAUCACCAGGCUGGCUCCUGCAAGAUGGGACCGAGAGGAGACCCUUCUGCUGUCGUUGAUAACUUGCUGCAGGUUCAAGGCAUAGACAGGUUACGAGUGGCCGACGCGAGUAUAAUGCCGGCCGUGACGUCAGGCAACACCAACGCGCCCGCCAUCAUGAUUGGAGAACGAGUCUCCGACUUCAUCAAGCAGCGCUGGUUAGGAAUAACCAAUGCCCCGUACCCAGUCCCGCACGGCGGCCUGUCCAACGUGCUGCAGGCGAGCGACUCCCAGCCACAGCUCGCGUGGCAGCGGUGGGUGUGACGUCACAACACGCCACAUAUAUAUUAAUGCACACCACUGCCUUUAGUGUACAUAUUUAGUAUUAAGUUACGAUGUCACAAAGUUAAAGCCUAGUUAAAGCAUAGUUUAAUGAAUAAAAAAUAAUACUCAAUCGUCCAGUUAGAGUCAAUUUGGAUAAAAAGUAUAGAGAUAAUUAUUAAUUUAAAAAAAACACAAACCUGUAAAAAUCCUCGAAUUAGAACGCUGUAUAGAUCAAAAGCAUUACCUGAACAAAAUAAGUGCCUAAUAGAAGAAUAUUUUCUGAAAUGGUUUUAUAAAGCGAAUCUACCUAAGUCAUCACAACAUGCAAUAAUGUGACAUCACUUUAGAUAUAACUACUAUAACUUGGAACGCCCUGCGUUGUUGUACAAAUUAGUAUUUAUUUGUAUUUUAAUGCCGUCCCGUCGAUGUAAGCCACACUUGUGCACAAAACAAUUGCACCACUGAAUUAUGACCAAUACUUUGUUAUUGCGUGCAAUACUUUUGUCAGCAAGUGUAUAAUUUAUGAUAGAUUUAUUAUAUAAGUCAUUUUUACAGUAAUAAAAUGUUUUUACAUAAGGUUUGAGUUUAUUUUGUAAAGGAGUAGGGGUUGCCAAAAACACACAAAAAUACAUACAAAAGAAAUUCUUUAUUGCACAGGGAUAUUCAAAAAUACUUAAUUGGAUAUAACAAAUUGAUUUUACACCCAACGCAACGUGUUAUUGGUACAUGAAUACCAGUACAAUACAGCGCCAUACAUAACCUACAAAGCUUGCGAGACAUCAAAACUGUUCGUUUGUUGCUCGCCGAGUGAAGUCGUUGUAUGUUUACUAAAGCUUCAACAAAGUGGGAAAGGAGAGUGCUUUGGUAUAGAAGUGGAAAGGAAACUCGAUCGAUGGCACGACGCCCGCCGCGCGGGGCACUGGCGCGGCUACUGGGUACAUACUCAUAUAUAGCCGCGACACAAACACUCAGAUUCCCCCAUUAACAAAUAAUUUGGUGCACACGAUCGAAUAAAUAAAAUAUCGACUAAACACCAAGGACCACACCACUAGCCCCGGCUCACAUUAAUGUUACCACUACCGGUACAUCGGCAGCCAACAUCGCCAACUCAUAACGUCGCGUUAUAAAAGCUACUUUCAUUAAAUUAUUUCGAAUAAAUGUAAACAAAUUAAUAAAAUGAUUAACUAGGAUCGUGCACACCGGCUCAUAAUAUCAAUAAUAAUAUAUUACUUAAACAUAUACGUCUAAUACUUAUAUAUCGUAUCUCACUAGAAUUUAUUAAGCAUCACGACAUUGUGCCCUAAGCCGUACGAUAAUUACAAAAUCAUAAUUUAUAGCGAGCUGUCUUGAUACUGAAGCUCAUAGUACUGGAGAGUCACAUGUGCGCAAAACAAUAAAAAUGCGCAAUCUUUGCGCAAAUAUUGCGCAUACAAAUAACAAUAUUUCUUUGUUAAAUGUCUAUUCUACUCGCGCACAAAUGACAGGCCAGUGGUCAUAUCGACCGUUUUCGGUUAAAACUAAUCGCAUUAACAUAAAACAGCCAAUAACACGUAUAUAACACUAAAUAGUUUCGCGCUAGAAGAAUAUAUUAUUUUAUUAUUGUGCCCCUCAUGUUUUGUAGCAAAUUGAAACUAAUAUUAUUAUUUUCAUAAGUUGAACAUUCGUUAGCUAUCAUAAGAUGAAGUAAAACUGAGAUAAUAAAGCAUUUGGUACAAAACAUGUGAGGCGAGACUAUCUACAGUAAUAAUAGUAAUUAAAUAGAAAAUAUUCCGUUGAGUAAAAUAUAGCACAUCACGUUUAUUAUUACAUCACAUCAGUCUCCAUGUUACUGCGACACUCCGCCGCCAGUACUCAGGCUUGACAACGCGGCCGUAACGUACGACACUAGACACCGACUAUCUAUACACUGACAAUACUCAUAAGUAUCAAAAUAUUACAAGUAACAUUUGGAGGCCUAUUUCACCAAUACUACAACACGUUUAUGUUAGGUAAACUGGCACAACAAGAGGCCUUAAUCAUACGGUAUACCAGUGUAUAGAAAUGACAUUUCCACCGCACGUUACUCACCAACAAACACUAAGCAAACACGAAUACAACAAAACUUGAAUAACAGAAAACAAUUACAUAUCACACUUGCCCUGACUGACACACUACACUUCAACUGGUUAGUCCACCCAUCAUAUACAGGGACGCGUUGCCAAACUUCAUAUAAUAAAAACAUAAUAAAAAAUAUUAGAGCACCC
This is a messenger RNA of Spodoptera litura, 4348 nucleotides long. It is a transcript of the gene Gld, whose product is annotated as Glucose dehydrogenase. Lineage: Eukaryota; Metazoa; Arthropoda; Insecta; Lepidoptera; Noctuidae. The record is from RefSeq and is a predicted model, not a curated record. Gene Ontology annotation, molecular function: oxidoreductase activity, acting on CH-OH group of donors; flavin adenine dinucleotide binding.